Molecule: messenger RNA, 909 nt
Organism: Alligator mississippiensis (American alligator)
Lineage: Eukaryota; Metazoa; Chordata; Crocodylia; Alligatoridae
Gene: TXNL4A
Product: thioredoxin like 4A
Exons: 4
Coding region: 126-554 (142 amino acids)
Biological process (GO): mRNA splicing, via spliceosome
Cellular component (GO): U4/U6 x U5 tri-snRNP complex; spliceosomal complex; U5 snRNP
Source: RefSeq, a predicted model, not a curated record
ACGCCGGGAGUUGGGCUGAGCGGGAGCGUUGUAUCUCGGUCCGGUCGCAGGAGUGGGCUUGCUGCGGCGGGGCCGCGUCUUCUCCGCGGUCGGGGGCGGAGGCCUCGCGCAGGUCGGCCGCCGCUAUGUCGUACAUGCUACCGCACUUGCACAAUGGCUGGCAGGUGGACCAGGCCAUCCUGUCGGAGGAGGACCGCGUGGUGGUCAUCCGCUUCGGCCACGACUGGGAUCCCACGUGCAUGAAGAUGGACGAGGUGUUGUACAGCAUCGCCGAGAAGGUGAAAAACUUUGCUGUUAUUUAUCUUGUGGAUAUUACAGAAGUACCAGAUUUCAACAAGAUGUACGAGUUGUAUGAUCCCUGUACAGUCAUGUUUUUCUUUAGGAACAAACACAUCAUGAUUGAUUUAGGAACAGGUAACAACAACAAAAUUAAUUGGGCAAUGGAAGACAAGCAAGAAAUGAUUGACAUUAUAGAAACAGUUUAUAGAGGAGCCCGUAAAGGUAGAGGUCUGGUGGUGUCACCAAAAGACUAUUCUACCAAGUAUAGGUACUGAUAUUCUUGGACACUUUCUUUUAGUCCACCUCCACAGUCGCCAAACUAUCCUUUUUGUAUAUAAGAUUUGAAGAUCAAUAUUUUUUUUUAUUGUGGACGUAUUUUGAACUCUUAUUUAAAAGCUGUCAAAUUCAGUUUGAGAAAAUAGAAGACAUGAAGUCUGGAACUAUUUGACUGCAGAAAUAUAGCUGGAUUAUUCUUUUGGAUUAAAAAAAUUAAACUCUCAAAUGUCAGCCUCAAUAUGAUGUAUUUUUGUAAAAAAAUAAAAAUCUAAGAUGUAGGGAAGAACAGUUCAAAUGAGUAUAUGCUGGAAAACAGUAUGGCUUUUUUAUGGAAUAAACCAAUUACGGAUGUUA